This is a messenger RNA of Telopea speciosissima, 932 nucleotides long. RefSeq names its product U-box domain-containing protein 37-like. Lineage: Eukaryota; Viridiplantae; Streptophyta; Magnoliopsida; Proteales; Proteaceae. The coding region runs from base 1 to 915 and encodes 304 amino acids. The record is from RefSeq and is a predicted model, not a curated record. The transcript is spliced from 4 exons.
AUGGAGAUUGAGGAGCAAUGGGUAGGAGAUGAAGGUGGGUCGUCUUCCUCUCCCAAUAAAUUUAUGGAAAGCAGCAUAGGAGAGAUAAUAGAAGAAGAUCAGGAGAUUGAGAUCCUUGGCACAAUCAAAGAAGAAUCUAAAACGAUUGGUGGUGGUUUUGGUGGUGAUGAUAAUGAUGAUAACGUUUAUGUUGCAGUAGGGAAGAGCAAUACAAGCAUGGAUGCACUCAGAUGGGCUUUGAAGAACUCCCUCAAACCUUCCUCCUCUGUUUUUCUCAUCCAUGUCUUCCCGGAGGUUCACCAUAUUCCCACAGCCUUGGGGAAGUUUCCAAGGAGCCAAGCAAGCACAGAGCAGGUGGAGAACUACAUGAACCUAGAGAGAAGCAAGAGGAUUGAACUCCUCUCCAAGUUCUUGAAUCUCUGUUCUCAGGUAAGAGUAGAUACUAUAUUGAUUGAGAGUGAUCACACAGCAAAGGCAGUUCUGGAUCUCAUCCCAGUCCUCAACAUAAGGAAGCUGGUGCUUGGCACCAAUAAAUCCAGCCUGAAGAAAGGGAGGAAGAAAGGGAUAGCUGAUGUGGUACAGAGGGAUGCACCGGAGUACUGCGAGGUUAGUAUCAUAUGUGAAGGCAAAGAUGUGAGUCGAGAGAUGAUGAUGAUGGGAAUGCCUACUACCCCUACACACACCACCAUGGGUACCCCUUCCCCUUCUUAUUCCCAUUCUCAACUCCCACCAUACCCAGAUGGAGAAGAAGCAGCAGCAGAAGCCAACGGUGGUGGCGGUGGUGGUGGUAAUGAGGAUGCCAUUAAAAGAACCCCACGCCACAGUUCACACUCAAACAAUAAAAACCAUCAUAAGAAGAAGGGAAAGGAUGAUUCAUUCUCCCUUUGUAUGUGCUUCUUCUCCAAGUCCACGUAGGCAAGCAGUGAAAAUCU